Molecule: messenger RNA, 2260 nt
Organism: Myxocyprinus asiaticus (Chinese sucker)
Lineage: Eukaryota; Metazoa; Chordata; Actinopteri; Cypriniformes; Catostomidae
Gene: slc22a15
Product: solute carrier family 22 member 15
Exons: 12
Coding region: 112-1617 (501 amino acids)
Biological process (GO): transmembrane transport
Cellular component (GO): membrane
Molecular function (GO): transmembrane transporter activity
Source: RefSeq, a predicted model, not a curated record
ACCACGUGGUUUCAUUCCACGUCUGCGAAGGGAGCGCAGAGAUUACAUUCUCAAUCAAACCCAUUAAAAAUAUUGAAUCGAUGUGAUGCUACCGGAUGAUUUGACCGUGGAAUGGAUUUAGAGGAGGCUUUCCAGGUGGUUGGAGAAUUCGGUCGGCACCAGAAGCGGAUGGUGACCAUCCUCGUUUUUCUACAGAUUUACAUGGCAUGUCAGUCCAUGCUGAUCAUUUUAGUGAGUGCUGUGCCAGAAUAUCAUGUAGAACCCGCUACUGGAGGAGAAGGUGCUGUUGAUGAUAUAACUCAGAGUAUCACAUUCUCAGAGGAUGUCAGUUCAAUCGUGACUGAGUGGUACCUGGUUAAACAGCAAGCUUAUAAGGUGAACUUGGCAGGAUCCCUCUUCUUUGCUGGUGUGCUGAUAGGAAAUGUCCUUUUUGGACCACUAUCUGAUAAAAUUGGGAGGAAGCCAGUUUUUCUAAUUGGUCUCUUUUUUGAGGUUUUGUUUGGGUACGGCACUGCUUUAGCCCCGAAUUAUGAGAUGUUUGCAGUGUCCAGGCUGCUGGUGGGGGUGAUGAAUGGAGGGAUGGCGUUGGUCUGCUUUGUUCUCACUCAGGAAUAUGUAGGAAAGUCCUACUGGGCUAUGACAGGGACCUUGACUAACAUGACCUUUGCAGUGGGCAUCGCUCUGUUCGCAGCAUUAGGUUAUUAUGUCCGGCCGUGGCGGAACCUAGCAACUGCAGCCAACUCUCCUGGACUUUUGCUCUUCCUGCUCUGUGUGAAUCUGCCGGAAUCUCCACGCUGGCUGUAUUCUCAGGGUCUUACGGAGCAGGCCGAGGACAUCCUGCAGGAUUUUGCUGUGAGGAAUGGGAAAGGUAGAAUUCCAGUUAAGCUCCGCCGUCCUGUCAGUGCCAGCGUCCCAAAUGCACCCAGCCCGGGGGUUUUACAGCUAAUCACACAUCCCAUACUGCGCUGGAGAACUGUGGUGCUCAUGUAUGUCUGGUAUUCCUGUAGCCUUGUUUAUUAUGGGUUGACCCUUAAUGCCAGUGAAGACAAAGGUAAUCGUUACCUUAGUGUUGCCAUGUAUGGCCUGGUGGAACUUCCUGCUUACCCUCUCUGCAUGUACUUCAUUAACAAACAGUGGGCAGGGAGGCGGAAGUCAAUGGCCAAUUUUCUUGCCUUUGCAGGCUUGUCCUGCCUGCUUACAAUGUUUCUACCUGAAUCAGGUUCCUUAUUGAGUGCUACGUCACUGGCCCUAGUGGGAAAAUUGAUGGUCAGUGCUGCGUUUAAUAUUGUAUAUGUGUAUACUUCAGAGCUCUACCCAACCGUUAUAAGGAAUGCAGGCUUGGGUGUGUGUUCCAUGUCCUGUAGAGUAGGAGGGAUUCUGGCUCCAUUUGUGCCCAGUUUGAAAUCAUUGCACACCUCCAUGCCGUUUAUGGUGUUUUUUUUGAGCGGGAUUUCUGCAGGCUGCCUGGGACUUCUCUUACCGGAAACGCUUAAUAAACCUUCUGCUGAAACACUUGAUGAACUUUCCAGCCCCACCUAUCAGCGAAUCUUAGAGCCGCAGGUUCACCUUUUGGAAGAGAAGCAUUUAUCUAACAACAAUGGAGCUGAUAGUGAUUGAGACUUGGACAUUGAAGACAUUUUAUUUCAGACAUUCCAAUUUACUGGUGUUUCUGAUCACAAAUGACCAGUGUCAGAAUAUUGUGCCAUACACAGACUCUCUUAUGGAUUUAUGGUGCCUUCCAAAAGAAAUGAACUCAAAGGAUCAAUGCAAAAGGAGCAACUUUGUCUAUAAUAUAUAUAGAUACAGGAAAAGGGACCAGAUCUCACAGUGACAGCUCUAGUAAUUUCAUGUUUACUGCCGUUGGUGUCUUGCUUUGUUGUUUGAAUCUGUUGCAUUUAUUUAUGUGAAUUGUGACAACACAUUGCAUUUACCUGCAUAUAUUUGUUAGUGUUCAGUUAAUAGUCAAUGAUGGUUACAAACGCAAGUUUCAUUGAUAGGAUCUUUGUUAGAGUUAAAGAUUGUUUUAGGCUGUUUCAAGGGAAUAGUUCACCCACAUCUGGGAUGGCAUGAGGAUGUGUAAAUAAUGGGAGAAUUUUCAAUUUUGGGUGAACUAUUCCUUUAAGAGGCCAAUAUUUUCUCCAAAGGAAGAAAUGAAGCGUACAAGUGUAUAUUUCUGUACAAUCCUGAACAUGCCCAUUUGUUUUUAGCUCCUGAAUUAACGGAAGCGCUUUUAAAUAAACAAAUGGCUCAAGUAUAAUAA